AUGAAGUUCGCUGUCGUCGCUGCACUCGCCUCACAGCUGAUCGUCGGCAUCUCCGCCCAAGAGGGCUCCAACGGCUGUGCCCAUUUUGACUGCCCCCUCCCUCCGAGCUUCCCGCUUAUCUGCGCAAGUAAUGGCGUCACGAACCGGAACAACUGCGAGUUCGAGUUUGAGAACUGCGAAGUGGACUGUGGGCAGCUGCGCCCGGGGUUAGGGCGGGAUUGA
Messenger RNA from Phytophthora sojae, 222 nucleotides. RefSeq lists its product as hypothetical. The coding region runs from base 1 to 222 and encodes 73 amino acids. Gene Ontology annotation, molecular function: protein binding. The transcript has a single exon. The record is from RefSeq and is a predicted model, not a curated record. NCBI's taxonomy places the organism in Eukaryota, Oomycota, Peronosporomycetes, Peronosporales, Peronosporaceae.